Molecule: messenger RNA, 1700 nt
Organism: Vigna umbellata (rice bean)
Lineage: Eukaryota; Viridiplantae; Streptophyta; Magnoliopsida; Fabales; Fabaceae
Source: RefSeq, a predicted model, not a curated record
GCCUCUGUCGUUACAGAACUUGAUGUUGCAAAGCAAGAACUGAGUAAAAUUCGGCAGGGGUAUGAUUUAUCCUCAGAAGCAAGAGUUUCUGCUUUCAAGCAAGCAGCAGAAGCGGAAGAUGCAAUGAAGGCCAACAACAAAAGAGCAUCAGAACUAUCUAAAGAAAUUUUGGCUGUAAUGGAAUCAAUCGAUCAAGUUAAUGCUCAAUCUGUCCAAGCACAUUUGCUGCAAGAAGAGACACAAGCCAAGCAAAAUGUUCUAAGACAAUCAUAUGAAGCUGCCCUUGAAGAAUCCAAAAGGAAUUUGCUCGAUUUAAAGAAGGAAUUUAAUCCAGGGCUUACCAAAAAUCUAGAGUUGCAGCUGACUGAGACAAUGAAUGAGAUAAGCGUUUUGCAAGAACAAUUGGAAAAUAGAAAGAAAUCAGACUUGGAUUCUUUGAAGAGUGUCACUCUGGAUCUUGAUGAUGCUAAGGAAUCACUGCAGAAAGUAGCAGGACAGGAAGAGUCCCUUAGAGCCAUCGUGGAAGCUCUUAGGAUGGAUCUGGAGAAUGUAAAAGGAGAACACACUGCAUUGAAAGAGAAAGAAUUCAAAACUGUUUCCUUUGUUGAGAAUCUGCGGGUAGAGCUCCAGAAAAGUGAGUCUGAACUUGAGGCCUACUUGGCAGAAGAAUCUAAAGCUAGAGGUGCAUCAGAGGAAAUGAUCUGGAAAUUGAACCAGUUGUUGACUGAAACUGAAAAUGCAAGGAGGGAAACACAAGAAAGGAAGAAUGAGGCUGCACAAUUGAAGAUGGAAGCUGUAGUCACUAAACUUGUUUUAGAAGAUGCCGAAAUAAAGCUCAAAGCAGCAUUGCAAGAAGUAGAAGUAGCAAAAACAGCUGAGGCAAGUGCUCUUGAACAGAUCAGGGUCUUAUCUGUGAGGACCAGUGAUUCUGGUUCAUCAACUUGUGAAUCUGGUGCAAGAAUUACAAUCUCAAGGGAGGAGUUUGAGUCCUUAGUUCAUAAGGUUGAGGAGUCUGAUAAAUUAGCAGAUAUGAAAGUGGACGCUGCCAAAGCACAGGUGGAAGCUACAAAGGUGAGUGAAAAUGAAGUUAUAAAAAGGUUAGAGGAAACUCAAAAGGAAAUUGAGGAUAUGAAGACUGAAACACAGGAAGUCUUGAAAAGGGCUGAGAUGGCUGAAGCAGCAAAGAGAGCAGUGGAGAAUGAGCUCAGAAAGUGGCGUGAAAGAGAGCAAAAGAAAGUAGCAGAAGCUGCUUCUAAAUUAUUGGCUGAAACACAGAUGGCAGCAGAAUUAUCUCCUCAGCACUAUAGGAUUCAAAAGCAGAAUUCACUACCAAAGGUGGAGAUGAAGAAGUUAGAGAAAGGGAAGGUUUCAGUUUCAAAGAAAGUUCUCUUGCCUAACAUGAGUGCCAUCUUUCACAGGAAAAAUAACCAUGUUGGAGGAGGACCUUCUUCUUAGCUUCUGAAAUUUGUCAGAGAAACAUAAUGGUUUGUGUGAAAGUUGAGAUUUUUGUCAACAUGGUAUCAGGGAAAAGAAUUUCUAAGUGUCAAUAGUUUGGUCAUAAGUAUUUUAUUAAUGUAACUUGCCUUGUGAAUUAUUGUAUAUUGCUACCUAAUGUCUGAGUAGUAGUAGUAUGAUGAACUGUUCUAUUCUAUGGCAAGCAUUUUAGUGAUUAUAAUAACUAUUGAAAAACUAUAUCUUCG